AUAUAAUUUUCUUAGACUUUUGAAUUAAAGAAUUAUAAUAAUUGCUAGUAACAAAUUUUUUUGUUAAAAACUUAAUACAGAAACUAAAUUUAAUAAGAAUUAAUAUUUCUAUAUAGCUCUUUAUGUAUUCAAAAUUAUAUUUGAUGGUAUGCUUAAUGCUUUUAAACAAAGCAUUAUGUUUAUCAUCAUCAAAACCUACUCUAAAACGAAAUAAAAGCUUCUCACCAAUAUUAGGAUGUUUUAUGCCGUCAAAUUAUGAAGAUGUUUUAUUCGAUGAAGUUGAUUUAUUCGAUGAAGAUGAAUCAAAAUUAUCAGAAGAUGAAUCAGAAAAAACUUACAGCUAGUGUCAUCAUCAUUCUUGAUUUAUGCAUUUUAUGCUGCGAUGAAAAAAAGACCGUGACUUUAAAUUGUUGUGGAAAUUCAAUUGGUAAUUUAUGUUCCAAUAUUUUAAUACAAAGCGAGAAACCUUGCCCAUACUGCAGACAUUUAAUAAGAGAUUUCAAAGGAAUAAACAUUAUGACUGAGGUAGCAUUAAAAGAAUUUUUAAACAAAGAUUAUUAUACAACCAAUCCGGCUUGUGAGCUUAAGCUUGAUGAUUUUAAAAAUUUAAUGAAGCGUGUUAAAUGCGAAAACUUUAAUCCAGUGGAAAUAAUAGCUCGGCUGAAAUAUCUCAUGCGUGGUCAGCAACCAGAUGAUAAACUGUUAAAAGAUAUUGAUUCACUUCUAUCAGUUAGAAAACAUAUACAAUUAAGACAAUAUAUAGAACAUGUUUUUAAAAAUUGUUUGAUUCCCAAAGCUGAAUUUGAACUUUAUAAAAAACAUUUUAAACGUAUAUUAUCUAUGAAAGAAAAUUUUAUGUUAAAACGUUACUAUAAACGAAAUAAUCUAGACGUAAAAAAAGAAUUUCUAAGACGAAAUCAAUAUUUUGAUAAUAUUGUAGAAGAAUAAAAAUGUUUUUCUUUUAUGUU
This is a messenger RNA of Daktulosphaira vitifoliae (grape phylloxera), 968 nucleotides long. RefSeq lists its product as uncharacterized. The transcript has 9 exons. The record is from RefSeq and is a predicted model, not a curated record. Lineage: Eukaryota; Metazoa; Arthropoda; Insecta; Hemiptera; Phylloxeridae. Bases 256 to 948 code for a protein of 230 amino acids.